Molecule: messenger RNA, 3389 nt
Organism: Ornithodoros turicata
Lineage: Eukaryota; Metazoa; Arthropoda; Arachnida; Ixodida; Argasidae
Exons: 10
Coding region: 115-1266 (383 amino acids)
Source: RefSeq, a predicted model, not a curated record
CAUCAUCAUCCCCACCAUCAUCAUUCGGCGCCUCGUUGAAUUUUGCACGUUUUGCAGCGUCUCUUCCAGUGUUCGCUGCUUUUGUACGACGUACGGUGGGGAGCACUGUAGAAGAUGUUCCUGAUAGUAGAAUUUCUGGAGGAAGAGCGAUGUGGGACACAUUCAGUUGAAAUAGUUCCUGCCUCAUGGGUCAAAGGUAGCGUCUGUAAAUGGCCCAAAGUGCCAUCCGAUAAGGCACGAAAGCUCAUCAUGAAGUGCGCCCCUCCUACAGCGUCGUGGGACAGCUUUCACGUUGCCAUAAAAGGCUCUUUUUCAACGUAUCAAGAUGCAAACAGUAAGCUGAAUGCUGCCCAGUACACCUCAGACAUCAACUCCGCUUCCGAUACAGGGUGUCAAAAGAGGAAGCCUGUCCCACUGCGGCAUUUUGAUGAUUAUGCGGAAGUCCCAGCCUUAGGUUCACAGACUAGAAGAAAAAGAAAGCGGAUUGAGUCAUUUGACUCGGACACUGAUGUGGACGACGUAGACACUCUGCCAAGUCCGCCACCUUUCCCAACGCCAUUCCCUGAGAGGGGUAAUAAUAACUUUGCGAGUCACCAUACUUCACCCACCGGAAGUAUAGUCCAGAGCGGCAGCGUUAACAGUGACCUCAAUCACUGUGGCCAAGAUGAACCUGAGACUCAUGACAACAGUGGUCAAGCCUUCCAGGAUAUAAGAGUCGACCUCCUAGCAGGAGAGGGCAGCCUGCCGCAAUCACGGAAACAGAAGGUUGUGCCACACGAAGAGUUUCAACGGCAGGCUAUGAGGCUGCUGCAUAUGAUGCGCCUAACCCAGCUGCAACAUGGUGAAGUACUGGAGGAGCUGUGUUCUCGACACACUCGCGUUCUUGAGCAUUGUCCGUCCAUGAUUCAAGCACCUUUCACCACCACUGAAGACCUGGAGGCAUUUGACAGCACCCUGAACGAAAGCAAGACAGCUCAACUGAUAGACGAACUAUGUCGCCUUGGUGGUAAUGAUGUUGGCCACGCAACACGGAACAUCCUGUGCUACAUAUUGACAGACUCCUUGGCGGAACAGUACAGCUGGAUUGGCCAGAAAGGGAAACGAAAAUUCGCAGUGCUCAAAUUCCCCAGCAUCAUUUUCAGGGCUGUACGAGCAAACACAAAAACGACCACAGCAAACAAGGUGGAAGUGGAGACGCACAUCAAGGCAUGGUUGCGACAUGCUAAAGACCGAGAAAAAAAGCUGGCGAGAGUAACUGUAGAAUGAGCACAACGUUUACACAGGGAGCUUUUUUGUUUUAAACAGUUGUCUCAGUAAGUAUAGUUCUCAGCGCUACAUGCGUCUGCCACAGCUUCGCUACUAUGACCACUGAUGGCUAUUUAGAUAAAAUGUGUUAACUUUUUCAUUGGGGCUUUCAAAGAAAGGUGUAAUAACUGUAUGAUAACUGUAUUGGAGGCAGUUCAUUUGAAAUGCGAAAUUUGCAAAGAAAUGUGGAAUGUGAAGAAUAUUAAUGAGGCAAAUAUUAAAAUUGUGAUUAAAAGUGUACAAUAGUAAGAAGACUUGUAUAGAAUAAAAUGUCAGAAUGAAAUUGGGUGAAGGAUAAUUCAAAUUAUACCGUGUGUCUCACCUAGAUCCCCGGGCUAAAUAAUUCGCGAAUGGGUGCACCAAACCAAGAACUUUCGUUUUUAUUUUCUGUCCGAUACCACCCACAAGCUGCACUCUGUGUGAAUGAGUGGGAAGCGCUCAUUCUUUAAUUAAAAAUUCAAAGUUUCGUUUAAAAACGUAACUUCUAAAGCUGCACGCUAUGGGCACUAAAAUGGGUACUACCCCUAUUAGGACCUUCAGUGACCACCCUUUAGACAAAAAUCUGUUAACGAAGCGGAUCGUUUGUUGCAAUAGGUAAUUGAUUUCGGCUUACAUGUUUUUCGUCACAGCCAAGCGCAAAAGGGCGUAAUUCAUUGGUGUGUAAGGAUGUAAUUCAUUGGAAGAAGACCAUAGUGGGUUGUGUUUGGACACCUAAACAAAAAUAAAGUUAAGUUAAAUUCGUGUGUAAGUGAGUUUAAAAGCCCCCUUUUGCGCUUCAGUACGACCACCCACGACAAAAUUGUGUAAACUGAAACCAAUUAAUUACUGCAACAAAUGGCCGCUUCAUCUGGAGAUUUUCCUCUAAACGUUGUCCACUGAAGGUCCCAAAACCUGUAGUACCCAUUUUAAUAACGACAGCGCCCUGCCUUAGAAGUUGUUCUUUUUACGAAACUCAUUUGAAUAUUUCUUUAGAUAAUGAGCAAGCAAAACACUCAUUCACACGGUGCGCAGCUUGUUGGCGGUAUCAAACAAGUACUUGUAAAAAAGAAAGUUAUUCGAUUGGUGCACCCGUUUGCAAAUUAUUUAGCCCGAGGAUUUAACUGAAACACCCGGUAUACUCCAUUGGAGAUUUCCUGUAGACACGCUUGCUUCCAACUUGUGCUGCCAUGUUGGAAAAUCACAGGUCCUCAGUAGGGUGGUAAUUUCAUCUAAUUAGGGAUCUGGUAGUUACGACGUACCAUAAACAAUGCAACUUUCUCACUGUAUAGGAGUGCACACAAAGGAAAGACAGAGACAGUGUAUGAAAAUACUAAAACAGCCCCAGCAACAGCGACUGAUUGAAAAAGACCAGGUAACAUUUUAAAACACUGAACUAUUAACGUGGUGUUUCUGCCUGUGCUGCUUCUGCGCGCCUAUACCUCUGGUACUCAAGCUAUCCUCGACACCUUGAUAGCGUAUUUCGUUCUGCAAAAAGUCUGUUUCAGGCAAAAAAACUCCCUGUAUUUUUGGCACACAUUAUGUAUGCCGAGGUUUUAAGGAACUGCUAGGGCGGCUUCCCUGUUGUACUGUUAUUGCACACUUCAGUCCAAGGGGACUUUGAAAUACUGUCAUGCAUAUCGCGGUGUGCUAGUCUGAGCGAACUGUGAAAGGACUCACUUUUUAUAUAUAUAUAUACUGAUAAAUACAUUCUAGUCUGCUGUGUCGGUCAAGGCGACCUAUGUCACACUCCCAUGCCUAACCUAACCUCGAGGAGCUUACAGGAUAUUUUUAUAUAGAGACAUAUGUAGACAUAUACAGGUGACCUCGUCUGAGGAAUUGUGAAACUUACCGUAGUACUAUUAAUCCUAGUCUGCACCAAUUUUCAAGGGGCGUUACUGUGAUACCGACUGUCAAGAGCAGUCAUUGUUACACUGUGAUAUGUAUCCAAGCCUCAGGACCUGUUGUGAUUGAGUUUUUGAUACUUUUAUAUACUUUCCCGUCAGUACUCACUGUGCUACAUAACCUUGUCAGACUGUACGUUUACAUAUAUUGUGAAAUGUAUGCUGUUUAUACCCAUUAAAUAAUCUAUAAUAAAGCUACAAUAA